Castor canadensis (American beaver) is the source of this 871-nucleotide messenger RNA. RefSeq names its product TNF receptor superfamily member 4 (gene Tnfrsf4). Gene Ontology annotation, molecular function: protein binding; tumor necrosis factor receptor activity. Gene Ontology annotation, cellular component: external side of plasma membrane. NCBI's taxonomy places the organism in Eukaryota, Metazoa, Chordata, Mammalia, Rodentia, Castoridae. Gene Ontology annotation, biological process: inflammatory response. The record is from RefSeq and is a predicted model, not a curated record.
CUCCUGCAAAGGCAGAGAGCAGAUGAGGAUGUGUGUGGAGGCUUGGCGGCCCACAGCCCUUCUGCUGGGACUUGUGCUUGGAGCUGUGGCAAAGCUCAACUGUGUUGGGGACACCUACCCCAAUGGCCUUCGGUGCUGUCAUGAUUGCCAGCCAGGCAGUGGAAUGGUGAGCCGAUGCGACUUUGCCAGGGACACAGUGUGCCACCCAUGUGAGCCAGGCUUCUACAAUGAUGCUGUCAACUAUGAGCCUUGCAAGCAGUGCACACGGUGCAACCAGGGAAGUGGGAGUGAACUCAAGCAGAACUGUACACCCACUCAGGACACUGUCUGCCACUGCAAGCCGGGCACCCAGCCCCGGGGGGACGGCUACAAGCGUGGAGUUGACUGUGUCCCCUGCCCUCCCGGCCACUUCUCCCCAGGCAACAACCAGGUCUGCAAGCCCUGGACCAACUGCACCUCUGCUGGGAAGCAGACUGCACGGCCAGCCAGCACCAGCUCAGACUCUGUCUGUGAGGAAAGGAGGAGCCCCCAGGCCACAUUGCCCUGGGAGACCCAGGGUCCCACAGCUAAGUCUACUGCAGCCACGCCCACCACGGCCAGGUCCACCAUAGCCCAACCCACCACAGUCUGGCCCAGGACUUCUCUGGGACCCUCAGCACCUCCCUCAGAGGUCCCCAGAGGCUCCACGUUGGUUACCAUCCUGGGUGUAGGCCUGGGCCUACUGGCCCCCCUGGUCUCUCUGCUAGCCCUGUACCUGCUACGAAGAGCCUGGAAGUGGCCUGAUGCCCUCAAACCCUCUGGGGGAAACAGCUUUCGGACCCCCAUCCAAGAGGAGCAGGCCGACAUGCAUUUCACCCUGGCCAAGAUCUGA